UGAUAUUAAAUGGACAUUGGUGAAACAGAUCGAAAACUUGGAAAUGUUGCUACUACAAGCACCAAACCAGUCGGUGCGGAUUGGAGACAGCAGGAUACUAAGUCAAAUGCUAAGUCAGAAGCUGAAACCGGCAAAAGAGACCAACCCUUUGGUGAGAUGGUCGGAGAAAAUCAAAUACUUCAUACUUGAUAACUGGCAGAGAUUAUGGAUCAUGAUGCUAUGGCUUGGCAUCUGCUGUGGCCUCUUUGCUUACAAAUUCAUUCAGUACAAGAACAAAGCUGCCUAUGACGUGAUGGGUUAUUGCGUUUGUGUCGCCAAAGGUGGCGCGGAGACUCUUAAAUUCAACAUGGCUCUCAUAUUGCUGCCUGUUUGUCGCAAUACCAUCACAUGGCUCAGGAACAAGACCAAGCUAGGUACUGUAGUUCCGUUUGAUGAUAAUCUCAACUUCCACAAGGUUAUUGCAAGCGGGAUUGUAGUAGGGGUUUUACUCCAUGCGGGUGC
Molecule: messenger RNA, 501 nt
Organism: Camelina sativa (false flax)
Lineage: Eukaryota; Viridiplantae; Streptophyta; Magnoliopsida; Brassicales; Brassicaceae
Source: RefSeq, a predicted model, not a curated record